AUGUCAUACCCUUUGCCUCCCAGAGCUUUUUUUCCGCCGGAGCCUUCUUGUGCCUCGGUUCAUUCUGUAUCAGAUGGAAUCAUCAAUGGGCGCGUCAAGGGCACGAAUGUGGAUGCAUUUAGAGAGAGCUUAUCGAGUUCUGUCAGUUCAUCAAGCGAAGGUUCUGGUCAUGGCGACAAUGAUGCUACAGGUGAUGUGUAUAUAUGGGGAGAGGGCAUUGGGGCAAAUCUGGAUUCUUGCGUGCCAAAACUGUUAGAAUCUGCAGUCACAUUGGAUGUUCAAUCCAUAUCCUGUGGACGACGACAUGCCGGUUUAGUAACAAGGCAAGGGCAGGUUUUCACCUGGGGUGAGGAACAUGGAGGACGACUUGGACAUGGUACAGAUCAUGAUGUCUCACAUCCUAAGCUCUUAGAUGGAAUCAAACACGUCAACAUCGAACUCGUCGCUUGUGGAGAAUACCAUUCUUGUGCAGUAUCUGUUGCAGGUGAUUUGUAUCUUUGGGGAAACAGUGGAUGCAGUACCCUAAAUCACAAAAAUGGGUAUGGUGCUGGAGCUGAAGCAAGUCAAUGGGUGCCAAGAAAGUUGAAGGGAACAAUGGAGGGGAUUCAUGUUUCGUCAGUCUCGUGUGGACCUUGGCACACUGCUGUUGUAACUUCAUCAGGGCAACUGUUCACUUUUGGAGAUGGAACUUUUGGAGUUUUGGGACAUGGCGACCGUGAAACCAUGUCGAUGCCACGGGAAGUGGAGUCUCUGAAGGGCCUUCGCACGAUGCGAGCAGCUUGUGGUGUGUGGCACACUGCUGCAGUUGUGGAGGUAAUCGUUGGAACUUCCAAUACAGACAGUAGUUGUUGUUGUUCGGGAAAGCUGUUGUUCACCUGGGGAGACGGCGAUAAGGGCCGUCUCGGUCAUGGUGGUAACAUGGAGACGAAGCUCGUUCCCACCUGCGUUGCUGCUCUUGGCGAAUCGAACUUCUGUCAGGUUGGCUGCGGGCACAGCAUGACUGUUGCAGUAACGACCACCGGGCAUGUUUACACGAUGGGGAGCGUUGCACCUGGUCGGCUAGGGAAUCCUCACGACGGCAGCAGCAGCAGCAGCAGCAGCAAGGGACCAGCUCUUGUAUUGGGGAAGCUUGCAGAUAACUUUGUGGAGGAACUGGCUUGUGGCAGCUUUCAUGUUGCUGUUUUGACUUCAAAUGGUGAGGUUUACACAUGGGGGAAAGGUGCAAAUGGAAGGUUGGGUCAUGGUGAUACUGAUGAUAGAAAUGCUCCCACGUUGGUUGAAGGUCUGAAAGAUAAACAGGUGAGGAGUGUUGUCUGUGGCACUAGUUUCACCGCCGCGAUAUGUCUUCUUCGCAAGUCGUCGGCAUCUGGUGGUGUUGUCGAUCAAUCGAUGUGCUCUGGCUGUCGCCUGUCGUUCAAUUUCAAGAGGAAACGGCACAACUGCUACAACUGUGGAUGCGCCUUCUGUCGUUCUUGCACCAGUAGAAAGUCUCUCAAGGCUGCAAUGGCACCGAAUCCGAACAAAUGGUAUCGAGUCUGUGAUCAUUGUUUUGGGAAACUUAGGAAUGCUAUUCAAACUGAGUCAACACGGAAGCUCUUGAGAUGA
Molecule: messenger RNA, 1605 nt
Organism: Linum tenue
Lineage: Eukaryota; Viridiplantae; Streptophyta; Magnoliopsida; Malpighiales; Linaceae
Source: the annotation of a GenBank genome assembly